AUGUACAUAUUGGUCUCACUUUGUUUCGUCUCUCGCUCUCGCUCUACUUUCCCCGAAAAGGACUAUGUUCCCUCGAAACACUUGCACUAUGGAACCCCCAAUUAUCCUCCACUCUCCUCGAGCCCAUACCCAACAAACUCCCAUGGAUGGCUUUGUGAGCCUGAUGGUUGCCAACUUGAUGAGUUGGACUGGGUCUGUGGUUGGUCUUGGGGCUUCGCUGGUAUGGCCGAAUCUAUCUUCAUGGAGGAUUGUGUGCCAGUCUGGUCACAGGUCGGUGCCGUCUUGAUCGUUGAUAGAGAAGAGGUGACGUCAGGGUUAGGCGAGUUGUCCAUGGCGUAG
Plenodomus lingam JN3 is the source of this 339-nucleotide messenger RNA. The record is from RefSeq and is a predicted model, not a curated record. NCBI's taxonomy places the organism in Eukaryota, Fungi, Ascomycota, Dothideomycetes, Pleosporales, Leptosphaeriaceae.